CUGGAAAUAAACAAAGCCGCAUUGUAAACAUGUUCUAUGUAGUCUUAUGUAGAUAACAGGAAAUAGUUUAGUAUUUAUUGCAAUAUACGACUGUUGUGAAUUGAUCAUGAUUUUCAAACAAAUUGUAAUACUUUUAUGGAAAAAUGCUUUAAUUCGAAUAAGAAAACCGUUUCUGUAUCUUUUCUUGGAGUAUGGAGUCAUUGUUUCAUUAUUUAUUUCCAUACUGAUCCUCAAACUUGCUUCGCCAUUUGAGAAACUCAAGAACAAAUACGUAGGUCCCAAGAUAAUAGAUUUACCAAGUUUGAGUUACGGAAAAACAAGUUACACUGUUGGCUAUGUUCCGGAGUCUACUGCCAUGGCUGCCUUUUUACGUCAGAUAAAGGGGAAGGAGAAAUCAAUCAAAUAUAAAGGUUACCCAUCAGAGAAGCAGUUACUGGAGGCUCACGAGAAAAACAAUCCUCAAUUCCAUUUGGCCUUAAUGUUUCAACUGAGGCCAGCCAGCAGUGUCAGUUACGAGAUACGAGAUAUUGAGGAAAUAGUCAUUCGGCCUUUUGCUCGAUACGAAGACAAAGGGCUUUGGUUUAAUAUAUUUGCUGCGGAUGGAUGCAGGAAGAUGAGAUUUGUUGGACACACCAAUGACGCAGUGUCUGUUUUGUACACGUUCCUGAAGUCUGCUUUAAACGUCUCCUAUCACAAUUUCACCAUACGCACUGAAGACAUCAGCUGCAUGGACGUCUUGUACACCACUCCGUUCAAACUUCUUGUCGCCGCCAUCAUCAUUACGUCAUUUCUGAUUGGAUCCUGGGCCUUGACCUUUGACCUCAUUCAAGAAAAAAACUCCAAAUUGAAAAAAUCCGUGAAAUGGGCUGGAGUGAACCAGCUUGUUCUUUGGGUGUCAUCUCUUUUGUUCGCUUACAUCCGUGUUUCUGUUGUUGCUGGUCUUGUCACGUGGUUACUGUACUCUCUUGGACGUCUUGAUGCAUUGCCUGGCACCGACCCGAUAGUCAUGUUCGCCUUAGUGUUGACCUACGGCUUGACCACUGUUUCAUUGAGUUUCUCAUUGAGCGACUUUUCCCGAGAUGUUACAACAGCUGCCAUGCUUACAUUAAUAUGGAACAUCGGUCAGAUUGGAUACGUCCUUUAUCGUAUGGCAGAGAAGUCGACAUUCGACCACAAUGGUGAUUACUACGCACCGUUUUUCAUCUACUGGACCCUGGUACUAGCAUGUCAUCUCCUCAUUGAAUUAAACAAGUCGGGUAAAGAUUUGAACUGGAACCUGAUACUGCAUACCCGAACAUCCCACAUGACUCUAGUGAGAUAUUUUACAGAGUUUCUUUGCAACAUUAUCUUCUAUAUGGUCGCAGGUUUGGUCUUUCGAAGUCUCCUCAACUACGUCAAUAAAUUGAUAAGGUACAAAAUCCCUAAAGAAAAGAUCAGCCAGCUCAAAAAGACGGAGGUUAACAGUGACAGUUUCUUUAUGGAACAAAGCAAAGUCCCGGUGUGUAUUGAGUACAGAUGUACUAACAAGAGCACGGAUCAAUCAAAGUUUCAGGUGUACAAAAAACAGAUCACAGUAGUUUUAGGACAUCCUCAUUCAGGGAAAUCUAAACUCAUAGCGACAGUGACAGGUUUGAAAGCUAGCAAAACAAGUCAGAAUAUCAUGGUCAGAAUCAAUGGGGAAAGAAUCACGUCACAUGAUCAGUUAUUUUCCCACGACGUUCAAGUCUGCUUACAGCACAAUGCGCUGAUUGGUGCGCUUAGUGUCUAUGAAAAUCUCUACUUUUAUUCCGCGCUGCGUGGCUACAGCAAGUCUGAGAUAAACCCCUUAAUAAACGACGCCAUCGAGAAUUGGCACCUACAUCCUAGUGUCCACGAGAAAGCUGGAGAAUUGCCGAAUUUCAGGGCGAGAAUAUUCAAUUUGGUUUUAGUACUCAUUGAAAAUCCCCCGAUCCUUAUUUUGGAUGAACCAGAUAAGGACCUAACUGAAGACGACGUGGACAAAUGGUUACAGUUCGCCCAGUCCAAGUUAUUAGAUAGGACAGUUCUCCUGACCACUUCGUCUCCUAUCACGGCCAUGAGACUGGCCAAUAAUAUAGCAGUCAUCGCAGACGGACAGAUUUUAUGUUUUGGAAAAGUUCCAUUUAUUGAGACCCUCUUUGGCUCAGGCUACCAGGUCUCCAUAACUCUAGGGCCUGAAAGCGACGUAGAGGCGAUCGGUCACUACAUCCACCUGUACAUUGAAACCUACAGCGUACAGAGGAGCAACCAUGAAACACUGGAGGUAGUACUCCCAGAGACGUAUACGCCACUCUACGAGUUCCUUCUAGCCAACUUCAUGUCCAAAGGGAAAGAGCUGGGAGUCCAUUCAUUUUUAGUGGAGCGAGUUCACCUCCGUGAUAUAUUUAGCAAACUCUACAAUCCUGAAGUCCUAAAAGGUCACUUGCAGGUCAUGUCUGAAAGACGAUCCACCUUAGAAAUAGCGACACUCUUGGAUCAAACCAAAGGUCCCAAAAAAUUGUAUUCGACCUUGUCGGAGUCGUUCAAAGAAUGUUACAGCGCCACCAGUCUGUGGUCAGUCAAGGACAGGGAGAGCAGUACUAACUGGCUGGUCAGUAGCUUCAAGAACAUGUCAUCUUACUUGAAAUCCAACUCAACAGUGAGUGAGGACACUGUCCGAAAAAUGACCAAAAAAUAAGCUUAGCUUUUCGUGCGUCAUGGAAUAUAAACUCACCAAGAUUUGUUUCGUGUGUUUUGUCCGUCUUUUGAAACCAUUUCAUUUCAUGAACAAAGGAAAGCAUUAAUACAUCCGGGUAUCUCAAUGCCUUCGUUUCUUUCUUGAGUAUAGACAAUGGACCUCAUUCUCCACUCGUAAACAAACAACAUUUAGCCACGUGAUUCUAUAUAUCUUCUAUACAAAUUAUGUAAUCCAUAAUGGCUGUCACGUGAUACGUAUUUUUCAUUGUUUUAUCAAUAUUAUCACGUGGCUAAAUGUGUUUAUUUACGAUUGGUGAAUGAGGUCCAUUGAAACAAGGAGUUUAUUUUCAGUUAAAGACUUUGCUAUGAGAAUAAUGUGAGAAUUUAGAUCUACAUACAAACUGUAGUUUUGUCAUUUAGUUGACUAGUACACAUUUUUAAAUUGUCAUAAUUUAGAGCCGCUUGAACAUUAACGGUUGUAACUGUACGGUAAUAACAACAACAAAAAUAAUACAACGUACGAUUGAAGAUUAAAAAACAAACGACAGGGGAGUUUUCAUAUUAAACCGUGACGGUUUUAUGGCCGUAGAGUUCUUUGAAACAGCAUUGUCUUGCCGCUAAACUCACCUUAGCACCGUGGACUCAAUGAUUAACGUGACUAAAUGCUUGCUUUCACACUUGACGGUUCUUAGUCGUAUAACCACGUGGGACGAGCCAAUCUUAAAGCAAUGAUUUGAAAUGAAAUAAAUACAAAUGUAGGAAAAAGGUACAGACGGAACAGUCAAAUCUCGUCUAAUGUGAAAGCUACGACACGGGGAAAAAAUCUCGUCCGUUUUUUUUUUCAUACGGUCAAGACCGUGUAAUGUGCAAGCGGCCUAAGUGUAACUGUCGCAGUUGUUCGUUCUCCCAUAUUUAUUCUAGAUUCAAAAUCUAACGUAGGUUCUUUAAAAAGCUUUUCAAGGAAGUCUUGACCUCCUACCCAAGUACCAUAUAUCUUUUAAGCAUUUUACAUAGUUUUGCUGUCUACUGUUUCUUGUCGCUAAAAACGUGGUCCAAUUAAAAACAAACCGGUAGACUCGUUGCUGUUGACUAAUUUUAAAGGUAACUUUAUCUAUGGACUUGAACAAAAUAAAACUUUUUGUUCUAGUCUGCCUCUACUAUCCUCCAUACAAUGGACUAUCCGAACUUGUAGUCUCUUUCAACAUGUUUAGGAUAACAGCAAUGUUCAUAGUGGAAAUGCACACGCCAUCAAUGUGAUGUAUCAUUUGUCUG
Messenger RNA from Biomphalaria glabrata, 3966 nucleotides. RefSeq names its product ATP-binding cassette sub-family A member 17-like. Gene Ontology annotation, molecular function: ABC-type transporter activity; lipid carrier activity; ATP binding. Gene Ontology annotation, biological process: transmembrane transport; lipid transport. Bases 107 to 2695 code for a protein of 862 amino acids. The transcript has 14 exons. Lineage: Eukaryota; Metazoa; Mollusca; Gastropoda; Planorbidae. Gene Ontology annotation, cellular component: intracellular membrane-bounded organelle; membrane. The record is from RefSeq and is a predicted model, not a curated record.